Scomber scombrus (Atlantic mackerel) is the source of this 3570-nucleotide messenger RNA. It is a transcript of the gene akt1, whose product is annotated as v-akt murine thymoma viral oncogene homolog 1. The transcript has 14 exons. The record is from RefSeq and is a predicted model, not a curated record. NCBI's taxonomy places the organism in Eukaryota, Metazoa, Chordata, Actinopteri, Scombriformes, Scombridae. Gene Ontology annotation, biological process: protein phosphorylation. Bases 292 to 1713 code for a protein of 473 amino acids. Gene Ontology annotation, molecular function: protein serine/threonine kinase activity; ATP binding.
CUUUUGUCCAGAUUGUUGAAGGACUUAUCAACGUUAUAUACCGCCGAAACAGCUCACUAUAAUGAGACGGACACAUUGUUGAAUUCCUGUCCAGGUAAAUGUCCGCGUUUCCUUCGCAUGGUUAACUACAAGAGGUCGACAGCUAGACAGGGUAACCACAAUUGAGAAGGUAGCUGUAAACCCCAGGACCCCGUCUCCAGGCUCCCGCACAGGGCUGAGUGAAGGAAACUUGGGAAACAAAGUGGUGACUCUCCCUGUGGGAAUCCUGGAUCCUCCAUCCUGCCCACCAACAUGACCAAUGUGGUGAUCGUCAAGGAGGGAUGGCUGCAUAAAAGAGGAGAAUACAUCAAGACCUGGAGGCCAAGGUAUUUUCUCCUGAAGAGUGAUGGUACAUUCAUUGGCUACAAAGAGCGACCACAAGAUGUUGACCAGCUGGAAACCCCCUUAAAUAACUUCUCUGUAGCACAGUGCCAGCUGAUGAAGACGGAACGGCCCAAGUCCAACACAUUUAUCAUUCGCUGCCUGCAGUGGACCACUGUCAUCGAGCGCACCUUCCACGUGGAGACCCCCGAGGAGAGGGAAGAAUGGACUAAAGCCAUCCAGGCAGUGGCUGAAGGCCUGCAGAAACAAGAGGAGGAGAUGAUGGACUCCUCUCCGGACCCCAUGGACAUGGAGGUUUACCUGACCAAACCCAGGCAAAAAGUGACUAUGCACGACUUUGAAUACCUCAAACUCCUGGGAAAAGGCACUUUUGGCAAAGUUAUCCUGGUAAAGGAGAAGGCCACAGGACGCUACUACGCCAUGAAGAUCCUGAAAAAGGAGGUGAUCGUAGCAAAAGAUGAAGUGGCGCACACACUCACAGAGAACCGAGUCCUCCAGAAUUCAAAGCAUCCGUUCUUGACAGGCCUGAAAUACUCCUUCCAGACACAUGACCGCUUGUGCUUUGUCAUGGAGUAUGCAAACGGCGGUGAGCUUUUCUUCCAUUUGUCAAGGGACCGGGUAUUCUCAGAGGAGCGAGCACGGUUCUACGGAGCAGAGAUAGUGUCAGCUCUGGACUACCUGCAUGCUGAAAGAAACGUGGUCUAUCGAGAUCUAAAGCUGGAAAACCUCAUGCUGGAUAAAGAUGGACACAUAAAAAUCACGGAUUUUGGCCUGUGUAAGGAGGGGAUCAAAGAUGGCGCCACCAUGAAAACCUUCUGUGGGACACCAGAGUACCUGGCACCUGAGGUGCUAGAAGACAACGACUAUGGGCGUGCUGUGGACUGGUGGGGUCUGGGGGUGGUGAUGUACGAGAUGAUGUGCGGCAGACUGCCCUUCUACAACCAGGACCACGAGAAGCUGUUUGAGCUCAUCCUUAUGGAAGACAUCCGCUUCCCGCGGACACUCGGUCCCGAGGCACGCUCGCUGCUCUCUGGCCUUCUCAAGAAAGAUCCAAUGCAGAGGUUAGGUGGCGGUCCUGACGAUGCCAAGGAAAUCAUGCAGCACAAGUUCUUUUCCGGGAUUGAAUGGCAAGAUGUUUAUGAGAAGAAGCUGGUCCCACCGUUUAAGCCCCAAGUUACCUCGGAGACGGACACACGAUAUUUUGACGAAGAGUUCACAGCACAGACCAUCACUAUUACGCCACCCGGACAAGAUGACAGUAUGGAGUCCUUCGACAGCGAGCGGAGACCCCACUUCCCCCAGUUCUCCUACUCUGCCAGUGGGACGGCAUAAACGACUCUCAUACAUUCCUCUGGCCCCACCAUCUCCCCUCUCUCCCCACCCGACUGCACUCUCAAUAGACCGGGGCCACGUCCCCGUCCUCCCAGCAUUGUCUGCAGAUGCCGUUGGUUGGACGCAACAUUACAAUCUGCAAGUUGUGUUUUACAGGAAGGAGGAAAUACAAGACAAAAACAAAGAUAACUGUGGUUGUUCUGUGUUGGCCUUUGAAGACUGACCACGGAGAGAGUUAACACUACCCUGCAUUUCCUGGUCGUUACGUUGUAUACCGAGCAGGCAUCCAUACACCAUAAUGAAUGAGGAAAUGUAGUAUUGUUAUGCACAAAUUAGGCCACUGCUAUGAAUUUCAAAAAGGGCCAUUUUGUAUUGAAAAUAUAUGAUAGAAUAUGAAUCAACCAUUUCAAAUAGAAGUAGGCAUACUGUGGACCAAAACAUCAUGUGAGCAGAGUGUGUUGUUUGUUGAUUGGGUGAUAAAACCAUGUCCGAACAAUUCAAAUACCAUUCAGAUCAAGUCUUCAAGACAUUUUUUUUUUUGGCUUCAAAGGUGAAUGUACCAUAUCAAAUAAAGUCAAUCUUUCUGCAUAUUUACAUUUUGUAACACAUGGUUGAUUCUCCUAAGACUGAAAUGCCAUCAUCUGGACAGGAUUUGUAUGACUUUUCUGUAACCCUGAUGCAAAAUUGACACCAGUCGGUCUGUUAUAUUAUCAUGCAACACCAUGAUGAGUCUGAUGAAUCAAUUGUGCAAUACAUCCUGAUGUUAGGAAUGGCAGACAUGCAAAGAACGCAGAGUGAUUAAUCAUUAAAGUAAAAGCUGGUUUGCGGUGGAUUCCUGUUUGCACAUCGGAGUCACUGAGAGAACCCCGGUUUCCUGUCCAGAUAAUAAAUAGCUUCUCCAGACCCCCUGAAGUAAGUGCUUAUAGUUCCUGAUGCCUUCCUAUCUCAAUGCUGUGCUGCAAACACCUCCUGGUUUCCCUCUGAUCAGGAUCAGUCAGGCACCCCAGUCCUCUCUGACCCUUCAGAAACUCUUCUCUCCUUUAGGGUUUUCCCUCUAUGUACUGUAUUGGGUGUUUUCCACCCAGUGCAUUCACUGCAGCCUCAAUGAGGUCACUUUAACAUAAUACAUUUCUUUAGGAAAACUUUGCAAGCAAACUGGGCUUCAGGGGAAACACACAAAGUUACAUCUUUGAUUUGCUACUUUAGGGGGACUUGUGUCCCUUCACGAGCUUGUUAGUUAUUUAUAUGAGACCAGCAUUAACUAAAAUGAGUUUUACUGUGCCAAUGAUAUGCACUUUGCUGCCCCAAAAUGAUUGUAUUUGGACUCUUAUUUGUAUUUUAUGGUUGGUAAAGAUUAAAUUAGCGUCUAUUAUGAUGUAAAUUCAAAUGUUGUGGAUACAAAUAAAAAGAAUUGCUUGUUUGUAUGAUUACUCCCCUUUUACGCACAGCGGAGGCUGAACUGAGACUCUUGGGACUUGGGUUUCCUGAAUGCCUCGGGUGUUUUUAAGAUGGCAUAAUCACUUUUCAAAAGUGCAUCAUAUGUUAUUGAAUGUAAUGGUUUUUAUGGUAUUGUUUUCACUUCAAUCGUUUUGCAAACCUUUUGUUCAUUUUUUUUUUUUUUUUUUUUUUUUUAAAUCUGAUUGUUACUUAUUCCUAUGCACACUCACCCUUUGCUGUCACCUUCUGAAAAUAGGGAAAUUCAUUUUAUACUUUUUGGUUUUUUUAUUUCAACUUUUUUUGUACCUACCCUCCCAUAUUCCUGAGACCGAGGACACCAGCUUUAGUAAACAAAUAAUAUAAACUUUGUACACUGUUUUUACUUGUUUCUUUCAAAUUGAUGAAAUAAAAAGGUCUUAA